Phacochoerus africanus (Common warthog) is the source of this 3729-nucleotide messenger RNA. It is a transcript of the gene NEFH, whose product is annotated as neurofilament heavy chain. Gene Ontology annotation, molecular function: structural constituent of postsynaptic intermediate filament cytoskeleton; DNA binding; structural constituent of chromatin. Gene Ontology annotation, cellular component: axon; nucleosome; neurofilament. The record is from RefSeq and is a predicted model, not a curated record. Lineage: Eukaryota; Metazoa; Chordata; Mammalia; Artiodactyla; Suidae. Gene Ontology annotation, biological process: nucleosome assembly; axon development.
GGGUUCGCUCCGCACCUGCUCCGGCCAAGAUGAGCUUCAGCGGCGCGGACGCGCUGCUGGGCGCCUUCGCGCCGCUGCACGGAGGCGGCAGCCUGCACUAUGCGCUGGCUCGCAAGGGCGGCGCGGGAGGAGUGCGCUCUGCAGCCGGCUCCUCCAGCGGCUUCCACUCAUGGGCACGGACGUCCGUGAGCUCCGUGUCGGCCUCGCCAAGUCGCUUCCGCGGCGCGGGAGCCGCCUCCAGCACCGACUCGCUAGAUACGCUGAGCAACGGACCCGAGGGCUGCAUGGUGGCGGCCCGUACCGAGAAAGAGCAGCUGCAGGCGCUGAACGACCGCUUCGCGGGCUACAUCGACAAGGUGCGGCAGCUUGAGGCACAUAACCGCAGCCUAGAGGGCGAGGCGGCGGCGCUGCGGCAGCAGCAGGCGGGCCGCGCGGCCAUGGGCGAGCUGUACGAGCGCGAGGUGCGCGAGAUGCGCGGCGCCGUGCUGCGCUUGGGCGCGGCGCGCGGCCAGUUGCGCCUAGAGCAAGAGCACCUGCUGGAAGACAUCGCGCACGUGCGCCAACGACUAGAUGACGAGGCCCGGCAGCGAGAAGAGGCUGAGGCGGCAGCACGCGCACUUGCGCGCUUUGCGCAGGAGGCCGAGGCAGCGCGCGUCGAGCUGCAGAAGAAGGCGCAAGCCCUGCAGGAAGAGUGCGGCUACCUGCGGCGUCACCACCAGGAAGAGGUGGGCGAGCUGCUCGGUCAGAUCCAGGGAAGCAGCGCCGCGCAGACGCAGGCGCAGGCCGAGGCGCGGGACGCCCUCAAGUGCGACGUGACGUCGGCUUUGCGCGAGAUCCGCGCGCAGCUUGAAGGCCACGCGGUGCAGAGCACGCUGCAGUCGGAGGAGUGGUUCCGAGUGAGACUGGACCGACUGUCAGAGGCAGCCAAGGUGAACACAGACGCCAUGCGCUCAGCACAGGAAGAGAUAACUGAGUACCGGCGCCAGCUGCAGGCCAGGACCACAGAGCUAGAGGCACUCAAGAGCACCAAGGACUCUCUGGAGAGGCAGCGCUCUGAGCUGGAGGACCGUCAUCAGGCCGACAUUGCAUCCUACCAGGAAGCCAUCCAGCAGCUGGAUGCUGAGCUGAGGAACACCAAGUGGGAGAUGGCAGCCCAGCUCCGAGAGUACCAGGACCUGCUCAAUGUCAAGAUGGCUUUGGAUAUUGAAAUUGCUGCUUACAGAAAACUCCUGGAGGGCGAAGAGUGUCGAAUUGGCUUCGGCCCGAGUCCUUUCUCCCUUCCAGAAGGACUCCCUAAAAUCCCCUCCAUAUCCACUCACAUAAAAGUCAAAAGCGAAGAGAAGAUCAAGGUGGUAGAAAAGUCAGAGGAGGAAACUGUGAUUGUGGAGGAACAGACAGAGGAGGUCCAAGUGACUGAAGAAGUGACUGAAGAAGAAGAGAAAGAGGCCAAAGAAGAGGAGGCUAAGGAGGAAGAAGCAAGAGAAGAAGAAGCAAAAUCUCCCUUAGCAGAAGCCGCCGCAUCCCCAGAGAAGGAGGAGGCCAAGUCCCCAGAGAAGGAGGAGGCCAAAUCCCCAGCUGAGGCUAAGUCCCCAGUGAAGGAAGAAGUCAAGUCCCCAGAAAAGGCCAAGUCCCCUUUGAAAGAAGAAGCAAAAUCACCAGCAGAGGCCAAGUCUCCAGAAAAGGAAGAAGCCAAGUCCCCAGUGGAGGUGAAGUCCCCAGAGAAGGCCAAGUCCCCUGUGAAGGAGGAGGCCAAGUCCCCAGAGAAGGCCAAGUCCCCUGUGAAGGAGGAGGCCAAGUCCCCAGAGAAAGCCAAGUCCCCAGAGAAGGCCAAGUCCCCUGUGAAGGAGGAGGCCAAGUCCCCAGAGAAAGCCAAGUCCCCUGUGAAGGAGGAGGCCAAGUCCCCAGAGAAGGCCAAGUCCCCUGUGAAGGAGGAGGCCAAGUCCCCAGAGAAGGCCAAGUCCCCUGUGAAGGAGGAGGCCAAGUCCCCAGAGAAGGCCAAGUCCCCUGUGAAGGAGGAGGCCAAGUCCCCAGAGAAGGCCAAGUCCCCUGUGAAGGAGGAGGCCAAGUCCCCAGAGAAGGCCAAGUCCCCAGAGAAGGCCAAGUCCCCUGUGAAGGAGGAGGCCAAGUCCCCAGAGAAGGCCAAGUCCCCUGUGAAGGAGGAGGCCAAGUCCCCAGAGAAGGCCAAGUCCCCUGUGAAGGAGGAGGCCAAAUCCCCAGAGAGCAAGUCCCCAGAGAAGGCCAAGUCCCCUGUGAAGGAGGAGGCCAAGUCCCCAGAGAAGGCCAAGUCCCCUGUGAAGGAGGAGGCCAAGUCCCCAGAGAAGGCCAAGUCCCCAGAGAAGGCCAAGUCCCCUGUGAAGGAGGAGGCCAAGUCCCCAGAGAAGGCCAAAUCCCCAGAGAAGGCCAAGUCCCCUGUGAAGGAGGAGGCCAAAUCCCCAGAGAAAGUCAAGUCCCCAGUAAAAGAAGAGGCCAAGUCUCCAGCUGAAGUGAAGUCCCCAGAGAAGGCCAAGUCUCCUGAGAAGGAGGUCCCAAAGAAGGAAGAGGCAAAAUCCCCCAUGAAGGAGGAAGAGAAACCCCAGGAGGUGAAAGCUAAAGAGCCCCCAAAGAAGGCAGAGGAAGAGAAAGCUCCAGCCACACCAAAAACUGAGGAGAAGAAGGACAGCAAGAAAGAUGAGGUGCCCAAGAAGGAGGCUCCAAAACCUGAGAUCCAGGAGAAGAAGGAGCCUGCUGUGGAAAAGCCCAAAGAACCCAAAGUUGAAGCCAAGAAGGAAGAGGCUGAAGGUAAGAAAAAAGCAACCACCCCAGAGAAGGAGGCUCCUGCCAAGGGGAAGGAGGAGGCCAAACCCAAAGAGAAGACUGAGGUGUCCAAGAAGGAGCCAGAUGACACCAAGGCCAAAGAACCCAGCAAAGCAGCAGAGAAAGAGCCAGAAAAGCCAAAGAAGGAAGAGACACCAGCAGCACCUGAGAAAAAAGACACCAAGGAGGCCAAGAAGCCUGAGGAGAAACCCAAAACAGAGGCCCAAGCCAAGGAGGAGCCCAGCAAGGAGGGCAAAGCCAAGGCAGAAAAGGCUGAGAAAUCCUCUAGCACAGACCAGAAAGACAGCAGGCCUCCAGAGAAGGCCACAGAAGACAAGGCCCCCAAGGGGGAGAAGUAAGGCAAGGAGAAGGGAACAUCUAGAGCAGCCAAAGAAACUCAGGAGGGUCUGGGAGCUCACGGGUCAGUGUAACGAAUUUUCAUUUUUUCUCCCUUUGCGUUAAGAAACUCUGCUUAGGUGACGGGCCCUCCUUCACUAAACAGGAAUUUCUGUUAGCAAUAUGUUAGCAAGAGAGGGUGUUCCUAAUCCCUGGCCCCACACCCCAACCCUCCCUAGGCGACGGACAAUUAUGUUAUGAUAGCUUACGUAGCCGAAUGUGAUACUUGCCGAAUGCCACAUGUAAACACUUGAUUAUAAAAACUGCCCCCCUCCUCUCCAAAUAAGUGCAUUUAUUUCCUGUAUGUGCAAUUGACAGAUGACGCAAUAAUGAAUGAGCAGUUAGAAACACAUUAUGCUUGAGAUGUCUUAACCUAUUCCUGAAUGCCUUCUGUUUUCCAAAGGAGUGGUCAAGCCCUUGCCCAAAGCUCUCAAUCCUGGAAGAGCUGGAGCAGGUGGGGCUGGGCGCUGGCCACUGAACCACGCCAGGGCGCACUUUUCCACUGAAGUCCACUUUCAAUUGCUUAUGUGCAAUAAAACC